AUUUUUAAAUUAAAUACGGAUGAAAUGAUUUAAAUACGGAUUAUACUACAAUCAACUAAAUGUAGGCGAAGACAUGGAUAAAGAAACAAAACAAUAAAUGAGAUAUAUAUAGAAGAUAUAUUUGUCAAACAAUAACGAAUACAAUAACACAAUAAUAAUAUCUCGCUUGAGGUACGUACGAAAACAAUAAACGUUUUAUUAACAUAUCUAAGAUACAAAAACCACGUUAAAAGUAUUUUAAGCAAGACAUUUACAAUAUUGAACGUGACAAUGCAGUCAAUACUUUAUGCCGUUGAUAUUACGGUUUGUAGAAAUCACCAUGAGCUUACCUCGAUGGGAGAUUGAUUAGUAAAAAUAAAGAUCAACAUCCUUGCUUCAUGGGCGAAGACGCCUUUGCAAAGCAGUGUAGGGCAGUUAAUAGAAAUAAUUCUAUGAUUCGAGUUUAGAUUCAGAAAUCUACGAAUCUACCUAUAUGAGAUAAUAUCUGAUUAAAUUAAACUAAGCUUAUUUCUACGCGAUUACAAUAAUUGAAUGUAUGACCAUAACAUAAUGAGAAAAUACCUAGAAUUUUAUUAACCUACUAACAUAAUCUGUCACCGUUAUUUUAUUACAUUUUAGUAAUUAUGUAUGUACCACUAAGGCCCAGCGCACACCAGGAGUGGCGCGGCGAAGAUACUGAGAACGUAUCAGUUAAAACUCAACAUUAAACACUUGACAUAUGGUUGAAAUUGGGAUGCCAAAAUUGAAUAGCGCGCGGCGUGUCGUUUAGCUGCCACGAGAGCCUUCGAGCGACGACGUGAAUCAUUAAUGAGGAUAAACUCAUAAACAUCAACGAAAACUAUCGAGUGGAAAGUCGCGCUUCAGGGCUCUCGAAUCUCGAUGGCUCUUGACCGCGCUUGGAGUCGAUCGGAUUUCGCGCGCGGAUUUUGGUUCGGUAUCUUCGCCGCGCCAUUCCUGGUGUGCGCUGGGCCUAAUUGUUCUAGCAUUUUGAGUGCGAAGGGUGACUCGAGUGCCGCCUGCCCUCCGGCCCACAGACGCGGCCAGGGCGAGGUCGGCCCAGAGCGCGGCCAGCGCGGCGCGGGCAGGCGCCGGCUAGAGCGCGAGCGCGCGGGCGAGGUCGGCCCAGAGCGCGGCCAGCGCGGCGCGGGCAGGCGCCGGCUAGAGCGCGAGCGCGCGGGCGAGGUCGGCCCAGAGCGCGGCCAGCGCGGCGCGGGCAGGCGCCGGCUAGAGCGCGAGCGCGCGGGCGAGGUCGGCCCAGAGCGCGGCCAGCGCGGCGCGGGCAGGCGCCGGCUAGAGCGCGAGCGCGCGGGCGAGGUCGGCCCAGAGCGCGGCCAGCGCGGCGCGGACAGGCGCCGGCUAGAGCGCGAGCGCGCGGGCGAGGUCGGCCCAGAGCGCGGCCAGCGCGGCGUGGGCGGGCGCGCGACGCCCCGCCAGCGCCGCCAGCGCGCCGCGCGCCUCCCUCACGUACGCGCGCGCCACUCGGCUCUCCUGCAACAACUUGUUCUUCAUUCUUCCAGUUCACGUCAAACUAAAUACCAAAUCACCUUACUAACUUCCAAUGGUAGAAGCCUAAACUUCUUUUACCAUCGUCCAAUUAGUAAAUCUUAA
This is a messenger RNA of Spodoptera exigua (beet armyworm), 1608 nucleotides long. The record is from the annotation of a GenBank genome assembly. Lineage: Eukaryota; Metazoa; Arthropoda; Insecta; Lepidoptera; Noctuidae.